UCACACAACAAAUCGUUCGUCUACCUGUUGACACGAUUAUCUACCAGCUGACAUGAUGGAUAACGAAGACUGGGACGAUCUGAUGGAGAUCAUCAACGCAGAUUUGGCCAGCAUGGCUGAAAAGAAAGAACCGGUUGUAGCUGCUCCAAGUUUGGCAAACGUCAACCAAGGUUCACCUGUUUUGAUAUUGGGACAGAUUUGUUAUAAAUUGGUCCCAAGCGGAGCUGUCAUUCCUCCUCCUUUGGUCCCAAACGGACUUCUCGUUCCUCCUCCUGUGGUCCCAAACGGAGUUCUCGUUCCUCCAUCUUUGGUCCCAAGCGGAGCUCUCGUUCCUCCUCCUCCUCCUCCUUCUCCAACAACACCUCCUCUUCUGCCACCAAAACCAAAAAAAAUGAAGACCGUGGAAGGUCCCUACAUUAAGAAGCCUCCAAAUGCCUUCAUGAUAUUCAUGCAGGAAAACCGGCCUCUCGUCAAGGCCCAAUUUUUUAACAUUGACAGCGCCAACGUCAAUAAAAUCCUGGGUCAGAUGUGGAAGUCGCUGACGCCGGCCCAGCAGGACCCGUACUUCCAAGAGUCGGAGCGCCUCAGCCGGCUCCACGCCGACAUGCACCCGGAGUGGACCUGCAGGGACAAUUACGGCAGAAAGCAAAAGAGAAAGUGGGGCAGGGCAGCAAGAACUUCAAACAAUGUGACCAUCCCUGCACCUGUACUGGCACCGCCGCCUUUCAAGCCCAGUAACGAGGGACCCGGACCAGCCCCGACCUCCAUUUUGGGACUGGCGGACUCUGCUUGGUCGCCGUCCUGCUCGGACGCGGGCCUCGAGGCGGAACUGUUGUCCGACUUGUUCCAACAGCUGGAGGAUUUGCAGCCGGUCAACGCAGCGGAGCUGCUGCCGCCGCCGCCGCUGCCGCAGUCCUCUUUUUGCUACACGGCGGACGUGGAAGAUCUAGAGAGAUCUACACUGGACAUUAUGCAAUAUUAUAGAUAGACUUUUAAUGUUUUCAAAUUACUUUACAACCCUAUGUAUUCAACACUUAUUGCUUGUCUUUUUAUUGUUGUAUAUAAAAAAAGAAUCAAUUAUAUUGUGGGUUUUAACCUCACAUUUUUAUCAGAUGAAAAUACUCACUUAUUAAAACAAUGCCUUGCAGAAAUAGGAACUUGUCAUUUUUUCCCCCUCCCAAAAAUAAUAUUUGUCAUUCUGCAAAGUAAUAAGUGGUGUUAUUAGAAGCCACCAACACAUGACUACGAUUCUUCCGCACAGCAGAAGAUCUGAUGAAAGCGGCGGCAUACUUUGUUAACAAAUCAAUGUCAUUACAAGGGUGGAUGUCAUUCAAUCUUAUGAAAUUGAUUUUUUUUCUAUAAAGUGCACUUUUUGGUGUAAUUCCAGAGUUCACCAGCAGAGGGAAAACACAUACUGUACUUCAAAGUAACUGUUCAUUAACUGCUGCUCAAAAGUUCAGUCAAGAAAUGUCAUCAUCAUAAGUAUUGUAUGAAUUUUUUCAUCAAUUUUCUAUCAAUUAGGAUCAAUGAUUUUUCCUCAUUAAUUUUAUCGGGAAGAUGUAAUGAAUAGAGGAGUUCCACGGUCACAUUUAGUCUAGAUAAAAUUGUGUGACGGUUGCAAUAGUUUUGUGUAUGAAUUCUCCAUUCAUCCAUUUUCUUUGCUGCUUAUGCUCACAAGUGUCGAGGGGAGUGCUGGAGACUAUCCCAGCUGUCAACGGGCAGUAGGCAGGGUACACCCUGAAUUGGUCGCCAGCCAAUCGCAGGGCACAUAGAGACGGACAGACGCACUCACAAUCACACCUAGGGGCAAUUUAGAGUGUCCAAUUAAUGUUGCAUGUUUUUGGGAUGUGGGAGGAAACCGGAGUGCCCGGAGGAAACCCAUGCAGGCACGGGGAGAACAUGCAAAGCGGUUCCGGGAUUGAACCCGGUACCUCAGGC
Syngnathoides biaculeatus (alligator pipefish) is the source of this 1938-nucleotide messenger RNA. RefSeq names its product transcription factor 7-like 1. The record is from RefSeq and is a predicted model, not a curated record. Gene Ontology annotation, cellular component: beta-catenin-TCF complex. Bases 53 to 988 code for a protein of 311 amino acids. Lineage: Eukaryota; Metazoa; Chordata; Actinopteri; Syngnathiformes; Syngnathidae. Gene Ontology annotation, biological process: canonical Wnt signaling pathway; regulation of transcription by RNA polymerase II. The transcript has 7 exons. Gene Ontology annotation, molecular function: RNA polymerase II cis-regulatory region sequence-specific DNA binding; DNA-binding transcription factor activity, RNA polymerase II-specific.